This is a messenger RNA of Sesamum indicum (sesame), 1207 nucleotides long. RefSeq lists its product as uncharacterized. The record is from RefSeq and is a predicted model, not a curated record. NCBI's taxonomy places the organism in Eukaryota, Viridiplantae, Streptophyta, Magnoliopsida, Lamiales, Pedaliaceae.
CCCUUUUUCCUACGAUGUUUCAUAUGUUGACAGUUGAAGAGCAACCCCUUUGCUUUUUGUGUCUGUCUUUACUUGGCGUAUGUAUAUAAAGAGUGAGCUUUCGCUGGUUGCUGAGCAAUUGCGCACAGCUCUCCGCAGAAGUCUUUCCUGGUAAAAGAAAAGAUAAGGAGAAGAUGGUGAGGCCGCCUUAUGUUGACAGCAAUGGGCUGAAGAAAGGUGCUUGGAGUGACGAUGAGGACAACAAGUUGAGGGCUUAUGUUCAGAGAUAUGGCCACUGGAACUGGCGAUUGCUUCCCAAGUAUGCUGGUCUGGCAAGAUGUGGGAAGAGUUGCAGACUGCGGUGGGUGAACUAUUUGAAGCCCGGUGUCAAAAGAGGGAACUUCAGCAAAGAGGAAGAGGCUCUCGUCGUCAAACUGCAUAACCAACUCGGAAAUAAGUGGUCAGCCAUAGCAGCAAAUUUGCCCGGAAGAACUGACAAUGAAAUCAAGAAUUUCUGGCACACGCGCAUAGAGAGACGCCGCAACGGAAAUCCAGCACACAAGAAAGCUAAAGGGCACACUGCUGCUGACAAACCAUCUUCCAAAGCCCAGGUCUUGACCCAAGACAAGCCUUCUGAACUUACCCUUUCUGAAACAUUAACCCUAAACGAAUCGGCUUCUUCCGAUUCUCUCAUAAACCUUCAAAACUCAACACUAUCCGUUGACACUAACAGUACCUCAGGUUCAGCAUCAGAAUCCCAAGUGGAUUGCUGGGCUGAUACAUUUCUGGGAAGUACAGAUUACAGCCAAGAGGGUUGUUUCCAACCACUGCCAGAGGAAGAGUUUCUUAUCCAUUCCGAAUUAUCAACCUCCGAGUCCUCUUACCCGAGUGCUCUCUGCUGGAAUGCAGACGAUGAUCUUAGCAUCAUGUCGCCGGAUUUCUGGGGUGGAUCCUUUGUGUCGAACACUUCAAACUCUGAGAGUGAAACUAGUUACAUUUCGACACAGGAAAUGGGAGGGUUUUAUGAUCCGUUCCUUGAGUACAUUCAUCAUCAGCUGCCAUGAAUUGAACUUGUUAGGAUAUGACAUAUAUAGAGAUGUUGGACGGUGUCUUUGUGUUCUAUAUACUGUCUGCACCAUAAUUAUCAUAUGAGAUGCGAUGCUCAAACUUUUUGUGUAUAUAUGUGAGUGUGGUUUAGUCGCGAAAUAAUGAACCUGUUUUGUUGUCU